Molecule: messenger RNA, 549 nt
Organism: Heterobasidion irregulare TC 32-1
Lineage: Eukaryota; Fungi; Basidiomycota; Agaricomycetes; Russulales; Bondarzewiaceae
Exons: 4
Coding region: 1-549 (182 amino acids)
Source: RefSeq, a predicted model, not a curated record
AUGGCUGGUGGAAUGUCGUUGAGAUCAACCUCCGCGGAGUUUACAAUGCUGUCCAAAAACCCACGGACGUUCUGUAAUCGUGACUUUAUGUGCUGCCAACGUUCGAAUCCCCUUUGCCAGCGAUUAUUGCAUCUCCAAGCAUGCGCUAGUACGACUAGUGGAAUACAUCGUUCUUGUGUCAAGGCUUUUAUGUUCCAUCCUGGCGUCAUUCCGACGCGGAUAGGCAUAGAGUCCUUGGUGCCACUUCCCCUUGUCGAUACCGUUGCCCUUGCCGCGGCAAGCACGCUGCACUUCACGACCGGGAAGACCGAUUGGCUGACUGGGAGAGAGAAAAUGGAAGACGAAGAUAGUAGAGCAGAUAGUAGAGCAGAACAUCCUUGUGAGCAAGCUGUCUCUUCCGCAGUAGGCAGAGUGCACCCGCAAACACGAAGUGUUCCUCCUUGUAUUUUGACAAUUUGUCGAAGUGGCACGCUUGUCCAUUACGACCCGUACUUCACCUUUCCUCUGGAUUUACAGCAGACGGUGUGCUCUUACGGAAAGCAAUCCUGA